AUGAAUCAGAACAGCAAGAUAGAGCCAUCUGUUCCGAGGACUCCAAAAAGAAGCGGAGACGAGAAAUGUGAGAAAACUGCAGGAGAGAAAAAGAAAGAUGAAGAGAAAGAGAAGGCUGAAAAGAAGGCCGAGGAGGCGAGAGCACAGAAUAAGAAGGCUCAGGAGCAGGAUAUGCCACGUUUCGAAAAUGGAGGAGAGACCGAGAUUCAUACAGCGAAGGACACUUAUGAGAUCAUCACCGAACUCGGCAAGGGAUCAUUCGGCGCAGUGUUCUCUGUAAUUCGCAAGUCCGACCAACAUCCUUUUGCUCUGAAAUGUGAAUCCGUCCAUAUGAAACGAGCAAUGCUCCCAUACGAAGCCAAUGUGCUCCUCGCUCUGAACCUGUUGAGAUCUCCGCAUUUCGUCCAGUUGGUUGAUCAUGGCGCUGUUGAGAAUCGAUUUUUGUUUGUUGUCAUGAAGUGUGUCGGGAAGAAUUUAUGGGAUAUUCGAGUGACUCAGGAGGGAAGAAAGUACACGUUGUCGACGACUAUGAAGAUUGCUGAGCAGACGUUGGCAGCGUUGAGGGAUUUGCAUAGGGUCGGCUACCUGCAUCGUGACAUCAAACCUCCGAAUUUCGCUGCUGGAAGAGAAGGAGAAGACGACUAUCACACGGUUUACGUCCUCGAUUUCGGACUUUGUCGUAGAAUCGCAUUGAAGGGAAAAGAUUUGAGAACUCCCAGGAAGGAGUGUGCAUUCCGUGGAACUACCAGAUACGCAUCGAUGGCUGCUCAUGAAGGAAAAGACCAAUCCAGGAAGGACGAUCUGGAGUCUUGGUGGUAUAUGAUUUUGGAGAUGAUAGCUGAAGAAUUGCCAUGGAAAAAGCUGAAAGAUCGGGACGCGGUGCGUGAAGUCAAGUUGAAAUUGCGUACUGGAGAGCAGUUGAAAUUUGUGUUGCGCAGUGGAUGUUAUACGGAGAUGAACAAAAUACUUGUCUAUCUUGAUCAGUUGGUGUAUACAAGCAUUCCGGAUUACGAUUUCGUCUAUAAAUGCAUUCGAUCUUCUUCUAUUGGUAUGAAAUGCAACAGAAAUGAUCCGCCUGACUGGGAUGCGAAUGCAAAAGAAUAUCGAGGACCGGCGUAUAAAUUGGGUGAACCGUACAUUGUGAAGGCAUUGGAAUGA
Molecule: messenger RNA, 1158 nt
Organism: Caenorhabditis remanei
Lineage: Eukaryota; Metazoa; Nematoda; Chromadorea; Rhabditida; Rhabditidae
Exons: 6
Coding region: 1-1158 (385 amino acids)
Biological process (GO): signal transduction; peptidyl-serine phosphorylation
Cellular component (GO): cytoplasm; nucleus
Molecular function (GO): protein serine/threonine kinase activity; ATP binding
Source: RefSeq, a predicted model, not a curated record